Messenger RNA from Cyclocybe aegerita, 1524 nucleotides. NCBI's taxonomy places the organism in Eukaryota, Fungi, Basidiomycota, Agaricomycetes, Agaricales, Hemipholiotaceae. The record is from the annotation of a GenBank genome assembly.
AUGCCAACGGCGACCUCGACAGUUACAACGCCGCCAUUCUCUGCACAAAUCCCGCUUAAGGCGGGCCUAAAAGCGUCGAAGCAGCCGGCGGUGGCGCUUGGUUCGACACCCACAAUGGGUCAGACAUCGACAGGCGCGACAUUGCGCUCGCUGUACAGCCGCGCCACACGGGCCUUCGUGCUGAAAGACAUGCCGACAACCUACUCUCUCAUUCAGUCUGCCUUUUCAAUCCUCAAACCACCAACCACCAACCCCGAUUCCCUGUCCGAACACCGCAGGAAAUGGGAUAUCCUACGGAUCACCUUCGAUUCGACGGUCUAUGCUACUCCAGCUGCGUCGAGCGAGUUGUUACCGGAGUCCCUCAGAGCUUCGCUGGCUGAACCCCCACAAGCUUUCGUCACGUCGAUAUACAAUCGGUCGCUCUCGCUCUUCACGCCGUCCAAUGGCACGACCUUUAAGAACACAGUGAACGCCGCAUUCCUCCCUGCCGCUGUCCUUACCACUUUGGUCUACUCCAGUAUCAAGCUGGACGCCCCCGAUGUCGGCCGCGUGAUGAUCGAGGAUUGGCUCGCCCGCAGGGAACCUCGCUACUCGUUGGAUGUGCAAGAGGACGCGGAAGGGAACGGGUAUGAGAAGGUGCUGGAACUCUACUGCCUGCACAUUUUACCGAAGGUGGAGCAGUGGGAGUACGCGAAGGAGUUCUUGGAGUACGAAAGCGAGCUACCCGUACAACGGCGAGAGCACCUCAAAGAGUCUCUAAGCAAUCUCUACAGCCAAACGAUGUCCUCUCGUCGAUCCUUCAAACCCCCACCAGAUUCUCAGCCACCCUCAGUACUCUCUUCGCCUCGAUCAUAUUCCCCCGCACCUUCCUCCUCUUCCUCUUCAUCGUCCUCACUAUCCACAACCUCAACGCACACCGUCGUCCCUGCGACACCUCGCGGGCACCGCUCCGCCGGCCUCUCCUCAGGCCUAACAAGCCUAACCCAAGCCUCCUCCUCCUCCGCCUCCGUGUCCUCCAACGAAACCGCCACCCCACGGAUCCGAGACAAAUCGCUCGUGCCAAACGGCCACAGCAACGGUUCGGCCCGCCCUCGCUCAAAACCCCGCACCGUCUCCUCCACGAGCUCCGCGUACUCGAACUUGCCGCAGGCACAGCUCGCACACCAGGUGUCUGGGCGUUCAGCCGCAGCUCCGAGCACGUACGCGCUCAUCCGGGCGUCACUAACUCCUUACCUCACCGGCCCGCGGGUGACGACGUUCCUUGUGCUGUUCGUGCUGGUGCCGCUGAUAUCGUUCGUCCUGCGGAUGAGGAGAAGGAGGAAACUGAUAGGGAUGGACACGUUUGCGGGUGGCACGACGGCGGUUUUGGCUGCCUCGUCGUCAUCGGCAAGCAAUGCUGAGCUUGUGAGGCGGAGAUUGCAAGCAUCAGGUGGUGUUGAGGGCGGCCUCUUUAGACGCGCGUGGGGAGAGGUUGUGCGCGUCGUAGGAGAUACGGUCAAGAUGGCGGGCAGCGGACUCGUCUAA